AAAAAUUAUUUGAAAACUGGUGUUAUUUAUUUAAGAAUACGAAGAAUGGACUGAAAAUUUUGGAGGCAAAGCCAAUCAAAACAAGAAAUCAUUCUCUCGCUUUCGUUAUUUUCUUCCACUUUUUGUUUGUUCUGCUUUGUGGGCAAAACAAAGCUCUGCGAACUACCCAAUCCGAAAAUCCCAGAUGAGUUUGGUUAUGAGCCAUUCUGGUGGUUUGGGCAUCAAUUCCAUCAUAAUCUCAAGCUCUAAACGUUUAUAUAGCAAGACGCGAGGUAAAAAUGUCAUGCCCAUGAAAUUGCUAGGGAGACAAUCAGCAGCUGAGGAUCGAAGUAAAGAUAUUGAGCUAGUGGAGAAUAAAAACAGUAGCAGACAUUUUCAAGCCAUGGCUUUUGUAAAUGUGAUUUCUGCGACAAAUUUCCUCGUAGUAGAAGCAGCAAAGGCUGAAACUUUAAAAGAUAUGUGGGAAGGAGCUGCUUCUGUUUACACUUUGGCUGAUGGUGGCAUUGGAGAUUGGUUUGGAAGCUUCUUGUAUUCAGCUGGACAACAGGCUAACGUCGCAGUUCAGGAUCAGCUAUCUGCUCUUAGUUUCACUAGUUUGGCAGUAAUAUUUGGGGCAGGAUUUGUAACCAGCCUUUCCCCUUGCACACUGAGUGUUUUGCCUUUGACCCUUGGUUACAUAGGAGCUUUUGGAUCAGGAAAGAGCAAAGCAGAGGUUGUUGGAAACUCUCUUGCUUUCUCAUUAGGACUUGCCACAACAUUAGCGCUGUUAGGCAUAGCAGCUUCUUUUGCUGGAAAAGCAUAUGGACAGAUCGGCCAGGGGUUACCAUUGGCUGCUUCAGGCUUAGCUGUUAUUAUGGGCUUAAACCUACUGGAGAUAAUUGAGUUGCGACUACCCUCAUUCUUCGACAAUUUCGAUCCCCGUUCCGCCGCUGCCAACUUUCCAUCAAGUGUGCAAGCAUAUCUAGCUGGGCUUACAUUUGCUUUGGCUGCAUCCCCUUGCAGUACUCCUGUGCUGGCUACUAUACUUGGAUAUGUAGCUACAUCCAAGGAUCCGAUUGUUGGGGGCAGCCUUCUUUUGACAUACACAACUGGCUAUGUCGUACCGCUACUUCUCGCUGCCUCAUUUGCUGGAGCAUUGCAGAGCCUUUUGUCGUUCCGCAAGUUCUCUUCAUGGAUUAAUCCUGUAAGUGGUGCAUUACUAUUGGGUGGAGGUGUUUAUACUUUCUUGGAUAGACUGUUUCCAGUCACAAUGGCAAUGUAGAUAACAAAAAUACAUACAUUUAUACAUACAUACAGUUUCAUCUAUGUUCAUAUUUUUCUGUGUU
Molecule: messenger RNA, 1325 nt
Organism: Momordica charantia (bitter melon)
Lineage: Eukaryota; Viridiplantae; Streptophyta; Magnoliopsida; Cucurbitales; Cucurbitaceae
Gene: CCDA
Product: cytochrome c biogenesis protein family
Biological process (GO): cytochrome complex assembly
Cellular component (GO): membrane
Source: RefSeq, a predicted model, not a curated record